Contarinia nasturtii (swede midge) is the source of this 1521-nucleotide messenger RNA. RefSeq lists its product as uncharacterized. Gene Ontology annotation, biological process: negative regulation of DNA-templated transcription. The transcript has 2 exons. The record is from RefSeq and is a predicted model, not a curated record. Gene Ontology annotation, molecular function: metal ion binding; RNA binding. The coding region runs from base 116 to 1459 and encodes 447 amino acids. NCBI's taxonomy places the organism in Eukaryota, Metazoa, Arthropoda, Insecta, Diptera, Cecidomyiidae. Gene Ontology annotation, cellular component: nucleus.
GUAUGCCAAAGACCGCGAUAAAUGUGUUUUUAUUUACCUGAAACCAAUAAACAAUAAAACGUGAAUAAAAUUUGAGCUCUCAUGUCGUGAAAAUUGCACCUUCACAUAACGAAUCAUGGACGAUGAAUCAGAGUUAAAUUUGUACAAUCACAUCGAUCCAUUUAGUUCUGCACCGGGUCCAAGCGAAAAAGUGAAUAAAUCAAAGAAUGCAAUAGCCAAAAAUCAUCAGAAGAAAGCCAAUUUACAACGUAGCCCAAAUAAAAACAAACAACAAUUCAAGAAAAACCAAGGUCAACAACACCCUCAGCGAAUUGAAAACAAGCUCAGUGCCGCUGAAUUGUUAUUUUUCCCAAAGAAUCAUGUGGUCACUCCGAUAGAUUCGGCACCAACGUGUCCAAUCGAUUCGAACCGGAAGAAAAAUUAUAUGGAACAAAUUUGCAAAAUGACUCCGGACGAACGACGAAAGUUAAGAGGGAAACGGGAUGCACGAUAUCUACAUCAAAAUGCAAACAAACAAUUAGAAACCGAUCCAACGGUAGUAAAUGAUUUGAAACAUGAGAUAUGUGUGGAUCAUAUGAUCGGCAAAUGUCGAAUGAAUGCCGCUGAUUGUUCCAGAUCACACUACAUGAGAUAUCCACGUUUCUUUGGUGUGUGUAAAUUUUAUAUAACCGAACGAUGUCUUCAUGGUGACUUGUGUCAGUUUAUGCACGAAGAAUUUCCAUGUCGUUUUUAUCACUUAGAUUUAAACCAUCCGAAAAAUUUGGAUGCAAAUAAUUGUCGAUUCAGACACGGCGGACCACUUUCGGAGCAGUUGAAUCGGUAUUUUAGGAAAGAAAUUAGACAUUGGGUGGUUAAAAUGUGUAAAGAUAAACCAGAACAAGUUGACAACAUGCUUAAAGAUUAUUUGGACAAGUUUGCAGAGAAACAAGACCGAUUGCAAAUGGAAUAUGGUGUUCAGAUCAAUGAUUCCGCCACAAUUAUGAUGUCUAGCGAUGAUGGGUCGAGACAUGAUACCUCUCUGUCGAGUAAACAGAUAUUAGAAGCGAAGGGCAUCACAACCAUUGGACAGAUUAAUAAAAUCCCGAUCGAUGAUUUGCUUGAGUACGGAUUGAUAAUGGAUCAAAUACUUGAAAUUACCACAAGCCAAUCGGGUGAUUUGGAAUUAGUCGAUUCCAUUGACGCUAUUGACGAACCUAUGCUUGAUGAAAUGUCAACAAGCUCCUCUGACUCCGUUAUGUAUGGCUUCUCGGAAUACGAAAUGAAUGAAGCCGAAGCGAACAUACGAAUCAAACGGAGCAUACUUCAGCCGAUAAAUGUUGAUUUUUCGGUGUCAAAUAAUGACCACCAAACAGAAGAGCCAAAUAUCAGUGAAACAAAUGCCAUUUGCCAAGAACAAAAUCACCAUUCUGAUUCGGACGACAGUGAUAGUGAACAUUUAAUAAUAAGCGAAGAACUUUAAAGAAAUUAAUAUUUAUUCUUAAGCAGCUUUAUUUUAAAUAAACAGUUUUUUUAUAAAAAAAA